AAUUUCCCUUAUUUUUUUAUGAUUUUCAUUUUGUCAAAAUAUUUUCAAACUGGAUCCAUGAGAAGAAGACCGUUUCUCGAUCUGUGUGCAGCCCGGCCUUUCAGCUCACUAGUUUACUUCCACAUUACACUUUUUAACUCGCUUCCCUCUUUACUCCUCUCUCUCGAUCUCUCUCGAGCCACUAACUCCAAGUUUCAGACGCCACAGAGACUCUGACGUUUCUGUAUAUGAUCAAGCUUAACUCUACCAGAGAAAAAGACUUCUUAAGCUUACAAUAAUGGUUGCUGGGAAGGUAAGGUUGGCCAUGGGCUUGCAGAAGUCUCCUGGGAAUCCCAAAACCGAAACGCCGCCAAAGCCGCCGCUUCCUUCUCCCAGCUCCGCGAAAGUUGCGCCUCAGAAGGUUUUCUCACGCUCCUUCGGUGUUUACUUCCCACGUUCCUCUGCCCAGGUCCAGCCCCGUCCUCCUGACGUUGCUGAGCUUUUACGCCUCGUCGAAGAGCUCCGCGACCGAGAAUCUAGACUGAAAACCGAGCUUCUCGAGUUCAAGUUGUUGAAAGAGAGCGUAGCUAUAGUUCCUGCACUGGAGAAUGAGAUUUCAACCAAAAAUGCUGAGCUCGAAAAAGCAUUGAAAAAUAUUGAGUGCUUGGAGAGUGAAAAUGAGAGGCUUAGAACAGAGUUGAGUGAAGCGAAGGUUGUGUUUGAAGAAGAGAAACGAGAAAGCGAGAAUAAGGUUAAGGCCUUGGAGGCUGAGAUUGUGGAGCUGAAGAAAGCGUUGUUUGAUAAAGAAAGUGAAGAGCUUUCUUCUUCGCAGAGGUUUCAAGGGUUACUGGAUUUGUCGACGAAGUCGAAUAUGAUCAGGAAUUUGAAAAAAGGAGUUAAAUGUACGGACAUUGUCAGUGCAAAUCAUGAGACUCAAAUUCAAAAGUCUGAAACUUCAGAUUUCAAGAGAGAAGAAGCCGAAAUUGAGAGACCCAGGCACUCUAGGUGCAACUCUCAGGAACUCGUCGAUUCCACUCUAUCUAACCUGAGAUCUCGCGUUCCUAGGGUUCCAAAACCCCCACCGAAACGAUCUUCGUCAUCAUACUCCGUAUCUUCAUCAACAUCACCUAGCGUCUCUGAUCAAUCUGUUUCAGCGCCACCUCCACCUCCACCUCCACCUCCACCUCCACCUCCUCCCCAUCCUCCGGCGGCUAUCAAACAAGCUGCACCGCCUCCACCUCCGCGAGGAAUUCUAUUCAAACCUGACAGGAUUAGCUGGGGAAGGUACCCAAUGGUUUUGGGGAAGUCUCCUGGGAACUUCAAACCCAGCAGCCAACUCCUGCGCCACCCCGCUCUCGAAGCCCCGCCAAAGCACCUUCUUUCUUCUCUUUCCUCAGCUCCUCCUCUCUUCGUUUCUCACUCUUCCUUGUUUACUUCCACCCCACGUUCCUCUGCGUUGCUCCAGCCCCUCCUGACGUUUGUUGAAGCUUUUUACUCAGUCGAAAGGCUCCGCGACCGAGAAUCUAGACUGAAAGGUUGGCUUCUCAGAAAGGAGUUGUUAUUGAAAGAGAGCAUCGAACUCAGUCUAUCUAUCCUACUGUCUUCUGUGGGUUCUCGGCCCCCACCCCCACCGAAACGAUCUUCGUCAUCAUACUCCCAUCAUUCUCCAUACACAAGCGUCUCUCAUCAAUCUGUUUCCAUCCUGCCACCACCACCUCCACCUCCACCUCCACUCCUCUCCCAUCCCUCCGCGCUGCUCAAACAAGCUGCACCGCCUCCACCUCCGCCACCACCAAAGGGGACUAGAAUGGGGCCCGCUAAACACUUUGAUGCCCCAGAUGCCAGAGCAGAUGGUGUGGAGGCUGCAUUUGGUUACUGUGAUCUCAAGAAGUUAGAAUCAGAGGCUUCAUCGUUUCGUGAUGAUGCUCGUCAUUCAUGUGGUUCUGCUCUUAAGAAAAUGCAGGCUUUGCUUGAAAAAUUAGAGCAUGGUGCUUACAAUCUAUCAAGAAUGAGAGAAUCUGCAACAAACAGAUACAAGGGGUUUCAAAUUCCAAUGAGUUGGAUGCUUGAGACUGGAAUUGUAAGCCAGAUCAAGCUGGCUUCUGUAAAACUAGCAAUGAAGUAUAUGAAGAGAGUAUCUGCAGAGCUUGAAACUGUUGGUGGGGGCGCUGAAGAAGAAGAGCUGAUUGUACAAGGUGUUAGAUUUGCCUUCCGGGUACAUCAGUUUGCUGGAGGUUUUGAUGUGGAAACAAUGAGGGCUUUCCAAGAGCUAAGAGAUAAAGCCAGAUCAUGUCAUGCACAAUCCCAAAGCCAGCAACAGCAGAAAUUAGCAUGCAGCAGGUCUACACCUUGCUAAUAAAUAAUCUGUAGCAAACUCAGCUUCAGAAUUUCUGCCAUUUUUUUUUUUGCUGUACAU
Hevea brasiliensis (rubber tree) is the source of this 2395-nucleotide messenger RNA. RefSeq lists its product as uncharacterized. The transcript has 7 exons. Gene Ontology annotation, cellular component: chloroplast outer membrane. The coding region runs from base 278 to 2335 and encodes 685 amino acids. Lineage: Eukaryota; Viridiplantae; Streptophyta; Magnoliopsida; Malpighiales; Euphorbiaceae. The record is from RefSeq and is a predicted model, not a curated record. Gene Ontology annotation, biological process: chloroplast organization.